Molecule: messenger RNA, 228 nt
Organism: Brenthis ino (lesser marbled fritillary)
Lineage: Eukaryota; Metazoa; Arthropoda; Insecta; Lepidoptera; Nymphalidae
Source: the annotation of a GenBank genome assembly
AUGUCAACUCCUCCUCGUGAAACUAUACAAAAACAAAUCCAACAAGAUUGGGCGAACAGAGAGUACAUUGAAGUAAUCACGGGCAGCAUUAAAAAAAUAACAGAUUUCCUCAAUUCAUUUGAUAUGUCUUGCAGAUCUCGUCUCGCCACUCUGAAUGAAAAGUUAACAUCUUUAGAAAGAAAGAUAGACUAUUUGGAGGCUUGUGUCACCAAAGGAGAAACCUUGACA